CCCAAGACUUUGGAAUUUCCAAAAAUGGUAUUCUUAUUUCACAGAUGUAAUACCGAAAGCAGUUAUUAUUCUUAAUAACAGGUGCCUACAGAAAAGUUAACCAUGGAACUGUCAACCAUAGCCCUUCCUUAUGGAAAGAUUUAUCACUUAUUUUUGUCCUUUUGUCAAGAAGACGAGGAACGGGUCCGUUCGUUGUUGCAUGAGCUUGAAGAUAAGUAUGCACUAAAAUGUUUAUAUCAUAUCAGAGACUUUCGACCUGGAGUGGCUGUUACAGAAAAUAUUUUGGAUGGUAUCGAGAAGAGUAUGAAAAUAGUUUACUUUGUAUCUCAGAAGUUCAAAGAAAGUGAAAUGUGCAAAAUGGAAGUUCUAUACGGAAUCAUGGCAUCACACAAACAGUGUGAGAAUAGCAUGAUCCCAAUUUUACUGGAGCCGAUUGAAAUGCCUCGGGAGCUGCAGACUAUUAACUAUGUUGACGGAACAUUAGAAGGAACAGAUGUAGCGAACAAGAUUUACAACGCUUGUCUUUUCGGGGCGACAGAAAACUGUGUUUUACCAAAUAUAAUCCCAUUUCAGGGAUUGACAAAUGGCACUCCACUGCGAGUUAUCCGGAGAAAAGAUAGGAUUAACUGGUGCAUACCUUUUACAUAUUUUUUAGAAGAUACAGAGCUGCGAAAACAAGUAAAUGAUGAAACUAGAUCUCGACAAAUUGAUGACCUAUGCAACGAGAUUGUGGAGGAGUUAAACACAAGUAGGUACAGAACAAGAUAUAUUUUGUACAGUGCCUCAUUUUGGGGUCGUUUGUGGUGUUUUCUUGUGUUGGGAGCUCCUGCGCUGACCGUGUUGCCUCUCCUGAUUGUUCUCAUCAAAGAGGGAGAAAUAACAGAGCAAACACUGGCAGGCGUCUGCUCUACACUAGUUGUCGUACCUAUAGUUGCAGUAUCUAUCUUCCUUUGCUGUUGUUUUGGCAAAAAUAUGAUUAAGGGAAGAAAACUGCUGGAGAAAAUUACGUGGAAGCACUUGAGUACUAAUUAUCAAACACUGAUGGUUCUUCCUCUUAUCCGAUCUACUGAAGAGAUUGUCUUCAUUAACUAUGACACAGAUCCCUGUAAAAAGUUUUGCAUCUGUGUCCUAAAGCGCAAGAUUGAAGAUGAGGAAGAAAUUCAGAAAAAGGCGGAUUCUAUGAUUUUGGAAUUCAUUUUCAAACAUCGAUUGGUGUUGGCUCACUGGCAUGGUCUGGAGGACUUCAAGUAUAACCGUCACAACACUUACUUCCAAAAGAAAUGUAUCUGUCAGUACCUUGAGCCCAGUCUUGUUUCUGAUUCUCUCUUAUAAAGAUGACUUGUAAAAGUUUGCCAUUUUUAAAAGAACUUUUGAUCCUUUAUCAAAACUAUGCUUUAGUAUUCAUAGACAGAGGAAAUAGAUUGUCCACAUUUUUGUUAUAACACUGUUUUAUCUUAAUCGUACGUAUUUUAUGCAUAAUGUUGAUGUUAAACUUUUGCGAAAUUUGUGUUUAUUUUCUCAUUCUUAUAAAGUUUAAUGGUUUUGUCGUUAAGAAUGCUUUUAUUAUUUUUAAUCAUAUUGAAACGUGAAAAAUGAUACAAAUCUUUUUUACAGCUUUAUUUUAUCUAGGAAUGUCGUUUCUAGCUCUUUCGCGAUCUGGUUUUCAGUUAUUAGUUCGGAUGUAAGGUAAUAUUGUGAAGUAAUCGAUGUCAAUCCUUUAAAAUUUGUUCAUUGAGCGGGUCAUUAUAAGAGUUAACGAUCAGUCAACAUAAACACAGUCUUUUGAUCUUUUUGUUUAAGGUUAAGAUAGAUAUAACAGGUAUUAUCUUAUAUUGAUAAACAUGUUUAAAUUCUGAAAAAAACCCAGUAAUUUUUAUUAUAAAAUGACCACGAAGCAGAUAUGGCAAUGUUGAGUGGCAGGUAGGAAAUUUAUGCUUUGAAAAUUAGGCCUCAAAUAAGCAUAUACAAUGCUUAGAAAUAUAGUUUUUAUAUUUCUUAUCCGUUUUGUUGAUAUCUAUAGCCGUUAUGUUCAUCAUUUUAGUCAGAUACAAGUAUUACUAAAUGUUUGCUUUCGUUAUUCUUUUUUAAAAUAUAAAUUAAUGCUAGAAUUGUAUUAAAUAGACACAAAGCUAACAUGAGAUAAAAUGCACUAUAUACCUAUCAUUGUGAGAUUUAGUUUCUUAAGAUAUCUUAUUUUAAUAUUUAAUAAAAAGUUGUUCAAUAUGCUUAUGUUUAUUUUAGAAAAAAAAACCGAAAUAUGUCUGUUAAUAUUUUUUAAGUAUAAGAUAUCUUAUUCAACAAAAAUGAUAAUUAUAUACAAAAAAAAAUGAAGCAUUAUGUUA
Magallana angulata is the source of this 2342-nucleotide messenger RNA. RefSeq lists its product as uncharacterized. Bases 103 to 1332 code for a protein of 409 amino acids. Gene Ontology annotation, biological process: signal transduction. The transcript has 8 exons. The record is from RefSeq and is a predicted model, not a curated record. Lineage: Eukaryota; Metazoa; Mollusca; Bivalvia; Ostreida; Ostreidae.